Molecule: messenger RNA, 2175 nt
Organism: Pneumocystis jirovecii RU7
Lineage: Eukaryota; Fungi; Ascomycota; Pneumocystomycetes; Pneumocystales; Pneumocystaceae
Exons: 7
Coding region: 1-2175 (724 amino acids)
Biological process (GO): trehalose catabolic process
Cellular component (GO): cytoplasm
Molecular function (GO): calcium ion binding; alpha,alpha-trehalase activity
Source: RefSeq, a predicted model, not a curated record
AUGGGAAAUAGCGGGGAUGAUCCGUUAGAAAAUACCAAUCCUUUUUUACCUGCAUAUACGUAUUAUACACAAGAAACAGAUGAAACAGUAAAAGCUGCUAUCAGAAGAAACAGAACACUUUCUACAGCUCAAACGUAUCUAAAUAUAUUACCAUCAACUAAUAAUCAUUCAAUUCGACGACGAGCAUCUCAUGAACAAAACCAACAUAUUAUAGAUGAAAAUCAUACUGUUCCUAGAAGGUUUCUUGUAGAUGUUGAAAACACAAUGGAGGUUCUAUUAAGGAAUGAAGAUACUGAUGGAAACAUGCAAAUAACUAUAGAAGAUUCAGGACCAAAGGUUUUAACUCUUGGAACAGUGAAUUCAACGGGGAUUAAUCACUUUGAUAUCCGAGGAACAUAUAUGCUUUCAAAUUUACUCCAAGAACUUACUUUAGCAAAAGACUAUGGCCGAUCUUAUGUAUUGUUAGAUGAAAGAAGAUUAAAUGAAAAUCCUGUAUCCCGUCUUUCUAGACUCAUUCGUGAAGCUUUCUGGGAUGAUUUAACCCGUAGAAUUGACUCUAGUAUGUUAGAAAUUGUUUGUGCAGAUACAAAAAGUGGACAUAACGCCCCACGAAUAUAUGUUCCUCACACAGAGAAAGAAAUUUAUGAAUAUUAUGUUUCUGCAGCUAAAACGAAGCCACAUAUUGGGUUAAUAGUAGAGUAUUUACCCCCAAUUAUUACAGAAGAAUGGGUUAGAGAUAUUAACGAAAAGCCUGGUCUUUUAGCUUUAGCUAUGGAAAAAUAUAUUAAUAAUAAUGGUGUGGAAGAUUUAAGAGGAGUUCCAUUUGUAGUACCAGGAGGACGGUUUAACGAGAUGUACGGAUGGGAUUCAUAUUUUGAAGCAUUAGGACUUAUUGUUGAUGGUAAAGUUGAUAUUGCAAAAGGGAUGGUUGAAAAUUUGUCUUUUGAGAUUAAUCAUUAUGGUAUGAUUUUAAACGCAAAUAGAACUUAUUAUCUUUGUCGAUCACAACCACCGUUUCUUACAGAUAUGGCGUUAAAUGUAUAUGAUAAAAUAAAACAUAAACCAGAAUCGUUAGAUUUUCUUAAAAGUGCAUUUCAGUCUGCUAUUAAAGAAUAUUAUACUGUUUGGACUUCGGCUCCAAGAAUUGAUCCUAUAACAGGUCUUUCAAGAUAUAGACCCACUGGUUUAGGGAUCCCUCCGGAGACAGAAACAACUCACUUUAUGUAUAUCUUAGAACCUUAUAUAAAAAAAUAUAACAUGACAUUUGAGGAAUUUCAACAUGCAUAUAAUUAUCAAAAAAUUUAUGAGCCAGAAUUAGAUGAAUAUUUUUUACAUGAUAGGGCAGUACGUGAAAGCGGUCAUGAUACAUCGUCUAGACUAGAAAAAAAUUGUGCUAAUUUAGCUACUAUUGAUUUAAAUUCUCUUUUAUAUAAAUAUGAAACAGAUAUUGCCGAUGUUAUAAAAAAAUACUUUGAUGAUAAAUUUAUUAUGCCAGAUGGAAGUAUUGAAUCAAGUGCUAUCUGGGUAAGACGAGCUAUAAAAAGACGAGCAGCAAUCGAUAAAUAUUUAUGGAACGAAGAGAAAGGCCUUUAUUUUGAUUAUGAAACUGUAAAUAAGUUUCAAGGCACAUAUGAAAGUGCUACAACGUUUUGGGCUUUAUGGGCAGGUUGUGCUAGUCCUAGACAAGCUGCUACUUUAAUUGAAAAAAAUUUUAAAAAAUUCGAAUGUUUAGGAGGAUUAGUUGCAGGUACAAAGCAAUCAAAAGAACGUAUCAAUUCAAAGAAAGCAAACCGUCAAUGGGAUUAUCCAUAUGGAUGGGCACCUCAGCAAAUACUUGCAUGGAAAGGGUUAAUGAGAUACGGAUAUGAAAAUGAAGCAAAGAGGUUAAUUUAUCGUUGGCUUUAUACUGUCACUAAAUCAUUUGUUGAUUUUAAUGGUGUAGUUGUCGAAAAAUACAAUAUUACCAAUGAAAUUGAUCCUCAUAGAGUUAACGCAGAAUAUGGUAAUCAAGGAGUUGAUAUUAAGGGUGUAGCUAGGGAGGGAUUCGGUUGGGUAAAUGCUAGUUUCAGUAUUGGAUUAACCUAUUGUGAUACACACAUGGUGCGUGCUUUAGGAACGUGUACACAUCCAAACAUUUUUUUCAAAAACGGCAAAUAUCCUAAUAAAUUUAAAUAA